AUGCCUAGUCCGGCAUACAUUGCGCCAGUUUCGGGGUUUGUUUUUGGUCAUGCUGACAGUGGCUCUUCUCUCAUUGACUACCUGCCUACGCGGCUAGCAGCGGAUCGCUUGGUUAAACAAUAUUAUACAGCCGUUCACCCUGUCGCGCAAUUGCUCUACUAUCCCAGCUUUGAGAAGGAAUAUGAGAAUUUUUGGGAAGAUAUUUCGCUCGGAAUUGAACCUCCUACUUCGGUGCAGGCAAUCGUAUUUGCUGCAGGGGCGGUCAGUAUGAGCGAAAUGGUUAUUUUGAGAGAUUUCGGUGUGCCUAAGUACCGGUUAAUCAAUAACUUCAAGUCACAGAGACAGCGCUUAGCAAGUCUCACUUUCUACGCACUACGAAGGUCGAAACCUUGCAGGCAUUUGUUAUGUACCUUACCCAACUGUGCCGCGCAGAAACAUCACGCAAUUCGUAUGGCUGAAUGCAUGGGCCUCCACCGAGAUGGCGAGACAUAUGGGUUGAACCCCAUCGAGACCCAAGUUCGACGACUGAUCUGGUAUCAGUUGUGUGGCGAGAACCUGGACCGCAUUUGGCAUUGCCUGGACUACGUUUUCGAAACCGAUCCUUCUGAGCCGCGGGACAUGAAAGCUGGCAAGGUUCUCUGCGAACUACAAGAGAAGACUACGGUGUAUCAACAGUUCCGCAAGAUGCGUGCAUCACCGGCAAUGCUCAAGCACGAUGGGCAACGGCCCCCACGGCGAGUUGAUAGAAAUAUAAAUUCAGGCGCAUCGUCCGUCAGUGCACAACAUGGGGAUGCAGCGGGCAUAGAACCCACUUUGAUCGGCAAAGUGCCUGUGCCUGAUGUUGUUUUUGCUGGGGUUUCCAACGGUGAGGCUCUUUGGGCACUUCCUAGUUAUGGGAGUCCUGCGGGGAGUAGUGACUCGGGGGGUGUUCCAGGCCAAGCCAACCCUGUUCAAAUGCUGAAUACAAAGAUGGAAUAUUCGAUGCCCGAAAUUGACUGGGAUGCGAUUGAUAUCUUGUUUCCACCGAAUGAAUCGGGUGAAAUGAUGCAACAGGAGUUGAUGGAGUAUACAGGAUAG
This is a messenger RNA of Pseudogymnoascus destructans, 1077 nucleotides long. RefSeq lists its product as uncharacterized. The record is from RefSeq and is a predicted model, not a curated record. The transcript has 3 exons. The coding region runs from base 1 to 1077 and encodes 358 amino acids. Lineage: Eukaryota; Fungi; Ascomycota; Leotiomycetes; Thelebolales; Thelebolaceae.